AUCCGUUGCGUCCACUGUCUGCCAUUUUGUUGUAGAGAUCAGUGUUCCCAUCGCAGCCCACGUUGUCCUGUAGAUGAAUAAUACGACGCUAUUAUAGCGGAUUUUAAUUAAACUCGCGGCACGAUGCUUUCUGCAGCCCAGUUACUCGAUGAGUUAAUGGGCCGGGAUCGGAACUUGGCUCCGGAUGAGAAGCGUUGUAAUGUGCGCUGGGAUCACGAGACUGUCUGCAAGUAUUACCUGUGUGGCUUUUGUCCUGCAGAACUCUUUACAAAUACACGAUCAGACUUGGGUCCUUGUGAAAAAAUCCAUGAUGAAAACUUGAGGAAAAUGUAUGAGAAGAGUUCACGUUUCAUGAAGGAAGGCUAUGAGAGAGACUUCCUGCGGUACUUGCAGAGUCUCCUUGCUGAGGUGGAGCGCAGGAUUCGGAGGGGCCAUGCACGCUUGGCACUGUCACAAGCCCAGCAGAACUCUGGAACGCCAGGUCCAUCGGGGAAGAAUGAGGAGAAGGCCCAGGUCCUUACGGAGAAGAUUGAAGAGCUUGUUGUUCAGAUUGAGGAGUUGGGCUCAGAGGGACGCGUUGAGGAGGCACAGGGUAUGAUGAAACUGGUGGAGCAGCUGAAGGAGGAGCGCGAGCAGCUCAGUUCCACACCUUCAACAAUCGAGAGCUUUGCGGCUCAGGAGAAGCAGAUGGAAGUUUGUGAAGUGUGUGGUGCUUUCCUCAUAGUUGGUGAUGCUCAGUCCAGAGUGGAUGAUCAUUUAAUGGGCAAGCAGCAUAUGGGAUAUGCCAAAAUUAAAGCCACUGUAGAGGAACUUAAGGAGAAACUCCACCGACGCUCGGAAGACCCAGAGAAGGAUGAACGAGGAAAGAAAGAAAAGGAGGACCGGGAGCGUGAAAGAGAGGAACGUGAGAAAAAACGCAAAGAAGAGGAAGAGAAGGAAAAAGAGCGUGAGAAGGAGCGGGAGAGGGAGCGCGAGAAAGAAAGGGAACGCGAGCGGGAAAAAGAUCGUGAGAGGGAACGGGAACGAGAUAGACGCGGUAGACGGAGUCACUCCAACAGCAGACACUCCAGUAGAGCAUCAGACCGCCGCAGAAGCCGCUCACGGGACAGGAAGAGGUCCAGGAGUAAAGAUCGCGACAGAAAACGCAGCAGGAGCCGUGACCGAGAAAGGAGACGCAGUCGGGACCGCUCGGACAGGAAGCGACGUUCUCGCAGCCGAGAGAGGAGGAGGUCUCGCAGCUCAGAGCGUAAGAGUCACCGGCAUCGCAGCCGCAGCAGGGACAAAGACAGAGAAAGAGGGGAUAAAGACAGAGAAAGAGGGGACAAAGACAGAGAAAGAGGAGACAAAGACAAGGACAAAACCUCUAAAGACAAAGAGCACAGGGACUCUUCUGAUGAGAAAAAGAGCAGCGGAAAGGGCUCGGCUGAGACGACCAAUCAGCUCGCCAAGCCCGAGCCCGUCGAGGCUGAGCCUCCCAAAGCAGAAGUGAACGGCACCGCCGAUGAGCUUCAAUGUGAAGGUGACACACAGUCCAAUUAAAACUGAUCUGAUAGGACCUCAGAUCAGCUCCAGGGGGAGUUGGACAGCUGGAAGAGAAAACCUGAAGAUCUUCAUCCUGCAACACAACACGGCUGCUUUAAACAAGGUGAACCACAGAUGUAGUGGUCUAUUAUGAUCGAAUUAUAAAGAUACAUGUACAAAUGUAAAAUGGUUCUGUAUCCCAUUUUCAACGUUUCCAUAGGAGCUUUCCUGUUCUUUUUAACAUGUUUGUUUGGGUUUUUUUGUUUUUUGGUCUUAUUGCUACAAAUGUGCAUAGAUACAGGUCCACAAUUAUUUCUGUUAGUAUGCAUUCAAAAUGAAUAAAGCACAUUGUGGCAUGUUUGCUCUGUACAGUCUGCUCAUACAUUUAAAUUGAAGAUCGGUUUUGUGCAGUAUUUUGACUGGCAGCCUUAAGCGUCUCUUAACUGCUUCUUAUUCCCCUCUGUAAUGCUGAAUCCCAAAUCUUUCUACAAUUUUAGUUUAGAGAAAUGAUUUUCGUUUUGUUCCAGUUUUAAAAUCUGUAUUUGUCUUGAAUAAAAGAAAAACCCUU
This is a messenger RNA of Paramisgurnus dabryanus, 2089 nucleotides long. It is a transcript of the gene luc7l3, whose product is annotated as LUC7-like 3 pre-mRNA splicing factor. Gene Ontology annotation, biological process: mRNA splice site recognition. The record is from RefSeq and is a predicted model, not a curated record. NCBI's taxonomy places the organism in Eukaryota, Metazoa, Chordata, Actinopteri, Cypriniformes, Cobitidae. Gene Ontology annotation, molecular function: mRNA binding. Gene Ontology annotation, cellular component: U1 snRNP.